Molecule: messenger RNA, 1847 nt
Organism: Caenorhabditis angaria
Lineage: Eukaryota; Metazoa; Nematoda; Chromadorea; Rhabditida; Rhabditidae
Source: the annotation of a GenBank genome assembly
AUGGAGCAACCGAUGAAGGAACAAAUCGAAAAGAGAAAAAAUGAAAAAGAUAAGGAAAAAGCUGCCAAAGAAAAGGAUAAAAAGCAACAACAACAACAACAGCAACAGCAAAAUGGAGGAGUAUUGAGACGAUUUGGAUUUGGUAAGUUGACCUCAUAUGAUCCAGAAUACAAUUUAUCUUGAAAACUUUUUCAUAGAAGCUUCCAUUUUCAGUUCUUGCAAAUGACAAAUCCGAACAAGGAAGUACACAAAAAAAGAAAAAGAAGAAAGCAAAAGCAAGUGCUCGAAUAAUUCGUCGUUCUUCUACAGCUACACGCGAUACAAAAGUGCAUUUUGUUUUCCAAAAACCACAUGGAACAAUUCCAUUGAAAGGCGAAAAAAUGACAGAUCUUCAAAAAUCAGUGUUUCAUAAAUUCGCUCAAGAAAAUGUGAAACGUGGACCAAUGGAAUUAUCAAUCGAUUUCAUGACAAAAGUAAAACCAUACGUUGGACAACCAAUGAAACGAGAAAUAUUUGAUGCACAUUCAACAAAGAAUCGAUAUAAAGAUGUAAUUUGUAAUGAUAUAACAAGAGUUGCAAUAAAUGAUGGAAAAGAGGAUAGUUUAGGUGAUUAUAUACAUGCAAAUUGGGUAAAUGGUUUGAAUUCUCCAUUUAUUUUAACACAAGGCCCUUUGGAUCGAACUGUUGUUGAUUUUUGGAGAAUGAUUGUUCAUACAAAAACAUCAUAUAUUGUUAUGUUAUGUGAAGUUAUGGAAGAUGGAAAACCAAAAUGUAAUCAAUAUUGGCCGGAUAAACCUGGUAAUUCUGUAACUGUUGGAGAAUUUACAAUAAGUUGUAAAAAUGCAGAAGAUAAAGAUGAACAUGUUAUCAAAUCAGUUUUGACAGUCAAAAACAAAUCAGGAGAAGAGCAUACACUCAGACAUUUGCACACGAAAUCAUGGUUAGUUUUUUCUUCUUUUUUGAAAACUUUCAGAAUUUGAAAUAUUUUUCAGGCCAGAUAAAUUUGUUCCAAAUUCAUUUUUGGCACUUCUUCGAAUGCUCUAUAUAGUUCGAAGCAGUACUGGACCUGUUUGUGUCCAUUGUUCUGCUGGAAUUGGAAGAACUGGCACAUUUGUGGCAAUCGAAGCUUGUCUACAAACUUUGACUGAUGAAAAAGAGCUUGAUUUGAUUGCAACAAUCAAAGCAUUGAGAAGUUAGUCUAUAAUUUAUUUUGAAGUUCUAGUAUUAUUAUGAAUAAUUUGCAGAUAGUCGAUUGGGUAGUGUUCAAGUUGAUGUUCAAUAUAUGACUCUUAUUCAACUUCUUUUGAAUUAUGGUAAAGAUAAUGGAUUCUGGGAUGAUUCCGAUCUUGAUGAUCGAAUUGAAUUUCUAACUUGGAAUAUAACACAGUUUGUACAAACUCGUGCUCCAGUGAAAAAUAAAGAAGCUCAUAAAGAAAAAGAGAAAGAAAAGGAGAAUGAAAAAGAUAAGGAAAAGAAGGAUGAAUCGGAAGACGAAGAAAAAGAGGAAAAGGUUCAACCAACACAAAUGGUAAUUCUUGAUGAUAAAAAAACCGAUGAAACAAUAGGAACCAAAGAAAAUAUCACACCUGCUCAUUCAAAAGAUGUUGUUGUUGCUGAAAAUCCUAGUAAAAUGGGAGAAGUGGUUAGUUUUCAGUGGAACAAAAUGAUAGAAGAAUGAAAAAAUAUUGUAUUUUCAGAAAACUGCAUGUUAUCCACCUCUAUCUGUGUCUAUUCCGACAGCUCCAACACCAAUUCCUAAUAAAAAUGCAAGUCGUUACAAUACAACAACAACAAAUAAUGGAAAGUUGUAUGAUACCAAGAUGGAACAAAGUCAAUAUCUUGGAUGA